This is a messenger RNA of Phoenix dactylifera (date palm), 1486 nucleotides long. RefSeq names its product protein DETOXIFICATION 16-like. Gene Ontology annotation, cellular component: membrane. Gene Ontology annotation, molecular function: xenobiotic transmembrane transporter activity; antiporter activity. Gene Ontology annotation, biological process: xenobiotic detoxification by transmembrane export across the plasma membrane. NCBI's taxonomy places the organism in Eukaryota, Viridiplantae, Streptophyta, Magnoliopsida, Arecales, Arecaceae. The record is from RefSeq and is a predicted model, not a curated record.
UAGAAGGCAACAAUGGGGAGGGAAGAGGUGGUGGCAGAAUUGACGAAGCAACUAUCGUUGGCAGGACCUCUCAUUGGGACCAACCUCAUGCAGUACGUUCUUCAAGCGAUAUCAGUGAUGUUUGUAGGCCAUCUUGGGGAGCUGCCCCUCGCCGGUACCUCCAUGGCUGCUUCUUUCACUUCGGUUACUGGAUUCUGCCUCAUGUUUGGAAUGGUGAGUGCGCUUGAUACCUUAUGUGGCCAAGCUUUUGGAGCAAAGCAGAAUUAUAUGCUUGGCAUACAUAAGCAGGCAGCUAUGCUGGUUGUUAUGCUUGUAGGCAUUCCCAUUGCAUUCAUGUGGAACUACACAAGCCACAUUCUUAUAGCACUGAGGCAAGACCCAGAGAUAUCAAAGGAAGCUGGAUUAUAUGCUCAGUGGUUGAUCCCAGCUCUUUUUGGAUACGGCCUCCUUCAGUGCCAUGUUAAGUUCCUGCAAAACCAAAACAUCGUCUACCCCCAAAUGUUAAGCUCAGGGCUCAUAGCUUUGCUUCACAUUCUUCUUUGCUGGGCUCUGGUGAUCAAAAUCGGCCUCGGCACCAAAGGUGCAGCUUUGGCAAUUUCUAUAUCUUACGGGUUUAAUGUGAUGCUACUGGCAGUUUAUAUCAGGUUAUCCCCUGCCUGUCAAACGACUUGGACCGGCUUCUCGAGAAAGGUGGUGCAUAAUAUUUGCAACUUCAUAAAACUAGCUAUUCCACCAGCUAUUAUGAUUUGCUUGGAGUUUUGGUCAUUUGAGAUGCUUGUAAUUCUUUCUGGGAUUUUACCAAAUCCAAAGCUAGAAACGUCGGUUCUAUCUAUUUGCCUCAAUACUUCCUCAAUUGUAUUCAUGAUCUCUCUCGGUCUCAGUAAUGCUAUAAGCACACGUGUAUCAAAUGAAUUGGGUGCCAAUCAUCCACAGGCUGCACGCUUGGCAGUACGUGUCAUGUUAUGCCUUGUCACUGCAGAAAGUUUGAUAACAGGAUUAGCUAUUAUUUUGGUGCGUAAUGUUUGGGGAAAAGUAUAUAGCAAUGAACAGGAAGUUGUGAAAAGUGUGGCAUCUAUGAUGCCAUUGCUUGCAUUAAGCCACUUGAUUGAUGGUGCCCAAUGUGUGCUUUCAGGUACUACCAGAGGCUGUGGUUGGCAGAAAAUUGGUGCUGUUAUUAAUCUUGGAGCUUUCUAUAUUGUGGGCAUCCCUACUUCUGUUCUUUUAGCUUUUGUGGUUCAUAUGGGGGGGAAGGGCCUUUGGAUCGGAAUAAUAUGUGCUCUUUUCGUUCAAGACCUUUUCUAUGGACUCAUUAUGAUAUUUACCAAUUGGGAGAAGGAAGCUAGAAAAGCCGGAGAUAGAGUGAAUAGCACCAUGAUCCCCAUGGACGGGGUUUCCUUGCCUGCUUGACAUUUACUUUAGAUAAUGGAAGCAAAUUAACAAUGGAUAUUUUUCAUUACUUUAAAUUCUGCAAGUGAGCAAUCAGUUA